This is a messenger RNA of Drosophila hydei, 3979 nucleotides long. Its product is annotated as cilia- and flagella-associated protein 61. Gene Ontology annotation, molecular function: oxidoreductase activity. The record is from RefSeq and is a predicted model, not a curated record. Lineage: Eukaryota; Metazoa; Arthropoda; Insecta; Diptera; Drosophilidae. The coding region runs from base 74 to 3895 and encodes 1273 amino acids. The transcript has 15 exons.
AAAAAAACUCAGUUUAUAGUUACAUAGAUACAUAGAACAUACACACAGUUUCCAGAAAUACAUAUAUAUACAAAUGUACACAGUGCGCACCGCCACCAAGGCAGAUCUGCAAUCGAUAUCGUUGCUCAUCAAUGAGACGUACGUGAAGUGGUUUGGCAAUAAGUGGAUCAAGUAUGAUAGCACGGAGAUCUUUAAGACCUAUCAGACCCAUCGUCUGAUCGCCGAGCAGGGUAGCAUCAUAGUGGCCUAUGCGGAGUUUCGUAACUAUCCGCGCAUCGGGCCGCUGCCCAGCGACAACUGGAUGGACUGGCUAUAUGGAAGAUAUUGCAUUACAGUCUCCAUUAGCUGGCUGAAUACCCUGUUCUUUAACUUCUGCAUCUAUAGAGAGGGUCACGACGAGUCGCUGCUCGCCUUGAUACGUGAGGUAUUCUAUAGGGAGAAUCUCGUUUUGAAUUUGAUAACAGUUCGUGUUCCCGUGCUGGUCGAGGAUGUGCACUACUUGGAGUAUUUCGAUGAUCUGGAGAAGUAUGCAAAAGUCUUCUACCCGCGCGAGUUUAGCAUCACUAGCAACAAUAAUACCCAGUCCUUGUUCAUUGUGUCACGCCACAACGUAUUGCCACAAAUCACCUAUCGCAAGGCACUACCCGAGGACAACGAUGAUAUCGUUGAGAUGCAUUCUCGUGAGCUCCCCGAAAUGCGCGAGGCUCACGGCGACUUCUACAUAGCCGAACAGCUAAUGGGCACGGACAAGCAGGACGGGCAGUCGGCCAUAAUCGUCGUCGAAAUACAGAAUCGCAAUCAGGACUCGCUUACGGCCGGAUUCAUUUGGCUGAAUGCGGACAUUGAUGUGCGUUACUAUGUGACAAACUAUGAGAUGGAAAUGUUUGGCAAUCUGGUCAACUUUAAUUCCUCCAAGCCCUAUGGCUUGGAGGAAAUCACCGUUAUGUCCACGGAACGCACACCGGAGGCCAAACUAUUCACAGCCGCUGCCAUGGAUGAUCUGUUUAAUGCCACCGUUCUUGGAGGCAUGCAAUCCAAUGACAGUGGCAUUAGUGUGCUCAGCCGAAGUAAGCUGAAGGUUAGCUCGAUGGACGGCACUAUUGUUGAGGACAGUGGCAACACUAGCUGCAAUAAGUUCUACGCACGUGAAAAUCUCUUUGUCAAGUUUACCUAUAUCUUCGAGAAGCUCGUCAAGCUUAACUACUAUAUCAAUAAGCAUGACAAGACUAUUGAAUUAUUUUAUAAUAUCGACUCCAAGUAUCGGAUAACGUCUAACAUUGGCUUAGCAUCCAAUGUUUUCGAGCUGAAGUUCAUUUGCGUGAACGACGAGUUCCCUUUGCCGCGCCUAUUCAACUGCCUGAAGGCCAUGUACUCGGCUUUUCCAGAUCGCGACUAUUGCAUCAUGGUCAUACCGCAGAGCGCCAGUACUUUGCGCAGUCAUGUCGAGGCGCUCAAAUACUUUAUGCCCGUGGCACAGCGUCCGACUGAUUUGACCAACUUGCGGGAGAUCUUUAUAACGCAUCGCAGCACUAUCUUUGGCGAGAUUAGCCUGUAUCGUUUGCAAAACGAAGAUACGAGUAUGAUCAUUGACAUGUUCAGUAAAAAUCAGUCCAAUGCGUCGUGCAACAGCAGCUACGCCUACAAUUCGAACGUGAACGUAUUCGCAGACGUUGAGAACGAGUUGCAGGUGGUAAAACAGAUAAUGAUCGAUGUGCUAAGUAACGAUAGCUCCAAAUACGACUUCUUUACCAUACGCUGUGGCAAUUCGACCAAGUCGGCCCAGGAGAAUACGGCCGUGGGCUACGUGAUAUUGCGCAAGUAUCUGAAUCGCCACGAGCUGCUGUAUCACUUCCAUUUGCCCAACAACGAUCAGCACCUGGCAAACGAGAGGGCCGCGAUCAUAUCGCUGCGCCUGCAUCCGCUCUAUCACAACUGCAGCGACUCGAUCUUCCGGAAUCUGGCGGCCAAGACGGACUACAACGACUUCUAUUUCAUAUGUGCACGUAAUAAAUUUAUGUUCAGCAACGAUUUGAAGAGCAUGAUGAUGCAAAUCGAGCCGAGUGCCAAGAAGCGCAGCUUUUUCAACGUGAAUCAGGAAGAGAGUACGGAGAGCUCCUUUGACGGUCUGCCCGAGUUCGACUACUUCAAUGAUCAUCUGGUUGUCUUCCGCCACAAGUUGAAUCCGACGCAGUGGUUCGGCAAGAAUACGCAUCUCGUCGUCAUUGGGUUUACGGCUGUGGCUAAGGCCUUUCUGCGCCAGCUCUACUUUCAGUGGAAUAGCAAGGACCACACCAACUCGGAGUCCUUCACCUGUUUGUCACGCUUGAAGGUAACAGUCAUAGCGUCGCCUGGCCUCGUGGAGGCCGAAUAUGAUUGCAUGUUCGUGUGUCCCCAUUGUAAGUCGCACAAGCAUUGCUAUCUCCACUGUCAGAAUUAUUCCUGCUAUGUCCGUGACACGAUCAAGCGCAUGGACUUGCGUCUCCGCGUGCACUUCGUGGCAGGCGAUGUCAACUACAUUAACAGAGAGAGUAAAUACGUUAAGAUCAAUCACACCUGCGACGUGGAGUACGACACUUUGCUGAUCAUGGACUAUAAGAGCUACAACCUGCCCCUAAACAAUGGGCCCGCGGUGCCCUCCAAUUUCAUUGAGAUCAACAGUCGCCUGGAUAAGUUCCUUCUGUUCUAUAAGCUACGCGUGCUGACCGAGGAAGUGGACCGCAUCUAUGCGAUACUCGUCUACGGCAGCAACUUGAGCACCUAUGAGUGCAUUGACUUUCUGCUCACUCACGGCGUUGAGCCCAAGCGGAUUAUCCUGGUCCAGCCGGUAGUGAAGGCUGCCACCGAGAGCGAGCAGAAACUGAAUUGCCCCUAUAUUGAUGAGAAUAUUCAGUGUACACUCGAUGACAUGCUGACUGACUUGGGCGUUGUCAUACACACAAAUCUCAAUCUAUCCCGGUGGGAGAAGCAUGAGAUGGCCAAUUACAUCAUCGAGGCGGUCUUCACUGCCUUCAAGACCAAGAAGACGAUUAAGUUCGACUGCGAUCUGUUCAUAUCGUUCAACGACGGCUACAUGGAUGCAGUCACUGAGGAUUGGCUAAAGAAGUCGAAAAUUGCAUUGAAGGACAAUAUGAUUUUGGUCAAUAAGAACUUUCAGACCAGCGAUCCAGACAUCUAUGCUGCCGGCAAGUUUAUCAAGGUGAUUGAAACUGUCAACCAUCAGUAUCAAUUCACAAAUGAGAUGGAGACAGCCCAAAAGCUCAUGCAAAUACUGGAUCUAAAGAAGUUCGACAAGCCGCUCGAGUACAAAUACUCGGAGUGCACAUUCUUUACGGCUUUGCUGCCGCUCUCGUAUUACAUCACAAAGCUGACGAUGCCGCGCCGUUAUAUGGCCACUCACCUGCUCACCUGCAACAAGUACACGCUGAGUACCUACCACGAGGAGGGCACUUUCUGUCGCAUUGGACUCAGCCAGAAGAUGAUCGUGGAUGAGAUCGUUGUGGUUUCGAAACAUGCUGUCAAUCUUGACUUUCUGGAGCAUUUCUGUGGCAAGCACGAGAAGAUGUUGAACAAUUUGAAGGCUCGCUACCACGCCGGCUCCAUCAACUGCCUUCUGCAAUUUCUGCAGCAGCCCUGGACGGAGCUGCUGACCCAUGUUGACUUCAAAGAGUAUCAAGAAGAGAAUCAUAGAAUACUUUUGCCCAUGCUACAAAGUAUGCAUAAGGAGCCGUGCUAUCAACUGCAAGAGUUCAAUCAACAUAUAUUGGAGCAAAAUAUGUUAGAUUUUAUAAGGAGGCACCGGCAGGACUUCCAUCACGAAUUUGCCCUACCCGAGGACUACUGCACCGAAGACGCCAAGGGCGCCGAUUGCAAGAUCUUGCGACGAUCUUACAAGUAAACCAACAAAGAAACAUAAAAAAACGAACCAAACUGAGUAGCACAAUGAAAUUCCACUCAUAAAAACAUACAAAUAAAUACGUAG